CGGCGGUGGCUUUAACGAUUCGCGCUUUAAUUUUUGUGUUUUUUUUAAUCUUAAAAAGUAUUAAGUUUCAAACGUACGAUUAGUUAACGUGCCAGUGUAAAGAUGUGUUUAAGUGCAGUUGCUGCAUUGUGGAGUGAACUGGACAAGCAGCGUUGUUGACUGCUAUAAACAUGGAAGACAACGAGGGGGAUCUGGAUGUCCUGACUUCGCUGCUGGAAGAGGGGUCUCCGCUUUCCAAUGACGUGGACGGAGGUGACACCCGGGUCAACGGAGACGAUCUCCACGAUGAUGGAGAUGACGCUCAGCACAGCGGAGGGCCCCAUCCACCAUGCAGUAACAACAAUGGCACUGAGGCUGAACUGAGCGCCCUGUUUGAUGCCGAAGACAAUGAUGCGGAGGACAGCGAUGCUUUGGUCAUUGACAUUGGUGAACCCGAGGAGUGUGGAGAUGACAUCCGUAAAGCUGAUGGUGAUGUUCCUGCUCCACGCCGGUCUGCGGUUUCAACUCCGCGCUGUGAUGACGGCAAAGAGAACGUGCGGCUGGAGGAGAAGAGCAAGGAAGAGUUAGCUGAGGAGCUGCGUUUGAUGCAGGAGAAAGUCCUGAGACUUCAGCAGCAACUGCAGGAGACAUCCCCACCAGCGGCAUCAAGUGGCGUUUCAUCCCAGCGGAAAGUCGGUGUCAAAAAAACAGAAGUUGCCAAGACUGCUCAUGUCAAAACUAAGUCCCGGCUCGCACAUCAGCCUAAGAGCGGAGGGAGCUCUGCUGCCUCCAAGGACCAUACAAAGACACCAACUGCAAGUCAAGCAGGCACUUGUUCGCAGAGCCCGAUGUCAGUGACCGCCAGCACCAGCGCUGCAGGCGGUGCGACUGCAGGGAAACAGAAAGCCCCAACCACCCUGAGUCCACCUACCACUGCCAGCAGCAGCAGCAGCAGUGGGAUGCAGGAAAACACGGAGGUGGAGAAAUACUCCGGGUACCGGAUUAGGAGGCCUCUUAUCUCGUCUGUGGACAUGGAUAGGAGGAUGGCCGGCCGGCGUAUGAUUCGCCUCUCUCAGCUGCCAGACAAAAUCACGCGCGAUAGCUUGGAUAACAUUGACUGGGUGACCAUCGGCGUGAUCGUACACAAGCACACUCCGCAGAGCGUGAGCAGCGGCAAGACAUUCAGCGUGUGGCGUCUGAUGGACCUGAAGAACAUGGAGGUGUCUGUGUCACUGCUGCUUUUUGGAGAAGUCCACAAGCAGCACUGGAAGACGGACCAGGGUUCUGUUGUGGGCCUCCUGAACCCCACCCUCAUGAAGCCCAAGGAAGGAUACAAUGAGCUGUCCAUAUCUGUGGACCAUCCCCAGAAGGUGAUGCUAAUGGGGGAGGCGAAGGACUUGGGCACAUGUCGCGCAGCCAAACGCAACGGGGACCCCUGCACUCAGCUCAUUAACCUGAUGGAGGGCGAGUUCUGCCAGUUCCACGUGCAGUCGCAGUACCGCAAAAUGAGCUCGCGUCGCUCCGAGCUGCAGGCAGGCUUCACGGGCCGGGAGCCCACGAUGCUACGGGGCCGAGGGCGCGGGGCCCUGGGGCUCAAGGAGAGGAUCUGCCAGCAGGGGUUCCACUACGGGGGGGUCUCGUCCCCCGCUUACGCGGCCAGCGUUGCAUCUUCCACACCUUCCAAAGGCAGCAAAAGCACACAGAUGUCACUGUCUGGGUUCGUGGUGCGAGGCGCAGAUGCUGUGCUGCUGCAGGCAAAGCAGAACUUGGGUAUGGUUCCUUCGAGUGGCAGCGUGACUGGUUGUUCAGAAGAUUUUCAGGGCCUAUUGAAGGCUCCCACACCUGGGGCACUCAAUCUGAAGAAGCAUCUGGUACAGACCUCCACCACAGGUGCUGACGGGAAGCCGAGAGCCAACGUGCAGUCAAUAUCUGCAGCCGAGCUGAUUAGGCAGCAGAAGAGGGGACUGCAGGAUGCCCGUCGCAAGCGCAGCGAGGACCGAGAAGCCAAGCUUCUUCAGAUCGCAGAUACCCCUUCUGCUUCGCGCCACGAAGCAAACCCAGCGACUCCGACGGACACGACGGAGAGGCCAGUCAGACCCGAGCCAGGUGGCAGCAUGUCCUCUUCACCGAUCCCCUUGCCAUCCACCUCGGUCAGGACUCCGCGCAUCGGCAGCGGACUCCGAGAUGGGGACGAGGUUUUCUUGUUUGACUCGCCUCCACAACCGAACAAGCGAGCGUCAAACGCCGAUAGGAAAAAGCUGGCUGCUGUGCAUAAGCUGCGGGCCAAUGGCAAGCAACUGGAAAAGCAGAACCCCAACGCUGUGAAGCGGAAGGUGGCCGGGGAGACGGUGCGAGCCGUCCUGCAGCGCACGGAGGAGGACACCGCCUCCUCCCCAGAAGAGCAAAGCGGUCAGGAACCGGCUUCCAAGCGAGCACGGCGGAACUCGGAGCUCUUUAACUCACCCGAGUUCCAGCAGUUGCUGGCGGCGCGGUCCAAGCACUCGGAUAAAGUGCGGCAGGCAGAGGAUGACCUACAAGAGCAGUACUUCAACGUUCGGGAGAAGAAGGAGCAGAUGGAAGAGAAGAUGAAGAACUUGAAGGAACAAAAGUGCCGUGUUGUGAGCUGCAAGCAGUGCAAGUACACGCACUACAAGGCGCUGGAGACGUGCGUGCAGCAGAUGCACACGCUGUCAUGGCACGACGGCGUCAAGCGAUUCUUCCGCUGUGGCCAGUGCAGCCACCGCACCGUGUCGCUCGACAGGCUGCCCCAGAAACACUGCAAAAACUGUGGGCAGUUCAAGUGGGAAAGGGACUCAAUGUUGAAGGAGAGGAAGGGGCCGAAGAUCGGAGCCGAGACUUUGUUGCCACGUGGCGAAGAGCAGGCAAAGUUUCUCAACAGCUUGGCCUGAGUGUUUGCAGGGAUCAUUUCCAAGAUGGGAUGAUACACUUUGACAUCAAUGAUGUUCUCCCGGAAAGUGUUCAAUACCCGUUGUACUUGUAGUUUUGUGUGGCUAUCGAGUGUGGAACAGUGCUUCUGUACUGAGCCCCAAGGGUUGGAGGGGGCUCAGGUGCUGGGCUACAAAGAUGGUAACGAUUGAACAGGGGCGGCCCCCAUUUCAUUCUUUUUAUCAGGGCCACUGUCAACCACUGGUGGUUGCAUGCAUUUACACACUGCACUGUAUUGACAUCAGCCAUCGGGAGUGAAAAGCAGCUGAGUGUGCGGGUGCUGGUCCCACUGUCCCAUCUGGUGUGUUGUGCCUGCCCAAAUAGGUGCACAAUCAUGAUGCUUGUCAUAGGAAUUCCACCGUGCAAUGAAGCUAACAAUGUGUAUCUGUUACUCUUUUUUAUGAUGUAAGCCAUCGUUUUACCAAAAGUGUAGCGUGUGAAGCUUCCGCUAUGUGAAAGGCCCGGUAAAAAAGUUAUAAAUACUUGGCAGGAGCAUUGUAAUUGUAAAUAAUAGCUUUAUUAUUCUUGGAAGUAACAUGUUUGUGUUUAUGUAGUGUCUUAAGUACUGUAAUUUUACAACAAUUAGGAUUUUUAAUGUAGGAAAACCCAUAACAUUUAUUUGGAUUUGAAAAUGUGAAAAAUUAUAAAACUCCCCAAAUAAUUUUCCCAUUGACUUUUAUAUUAGUAUUUUUGUAUGUAUACAUUCUACAAAUGUUUGCAUGGCUACCGAUUAAUUAAAUCAUUGCUCUCUUAAACCAUGUAUUGGUCACCAUCUUAUUAUACAUCAUGCUGGUUGUACCUCAGAUUGAUUAAUAAUUGCAAUGUGUUUUAUUGGUACAUUCCAGUAUGUGCUGUAAUGCAAUUUCUGUGGAUAGAGCCACUUGAUAUUUGGGUUGGAAUGUAGCAAAUAUUGGAGCUUGGUUUUUUAUCGUUGAAGUAAGCAUUUAAUUGCCAAUGCAUUGAAAGUUACUUUUAAGAUGUCUUUGACCCUGAUUUCCAGGUUUUAGGCAUUC
Messenger RNA from Lethenteron reissneri (Far Eastern brook lamprey), 3938 nucleotides. It is a transcript of the gene MCM10, whose product is annotated as minichromosome maintenance 10 replication initiation factor. Gene Ontology annotation, molecular function: DNA replication origin binding; single-stranded DNA binding. Lineage: Eukaryota; Metazoa; Chordata; Hyperoartia; Petromyzontiformes; Petromyzontidae. Gene Ontology annotation, cellular component: nucleus; nuclear replication fork. Gene Ontology annotation, biological process: DNA replication; DNA replication initiation. The record is from RefSeq and is a predicted model, not a curated record.